AUGCGCUCAUUGAUAUCCGAAUUUCUGACUGACAGUCUGAUAUGUCUCAUCUACGGGCGAUUCAAAAAAUACCGGGCAAUAGGAAGAUUGACUUUGCAUCAGACGACUAAAGAUCUUGAACAAUUUCCGCCAGAAUUACUACCUAUAUUGCAUGUAGAAACUGCCAUCAAGAAGAAAAAGUACGAGGAUAUAACAUCGGCGCUCAAAUGCGAAGACUCGACAAUAAUAAACCGGGCACUUAAAGCCUUCUGGUUUUUCGAUGGCAGCCACAAGAAGAUCAUUAACGUCAGGUAUUUCUGCGAACAUCUAUUCCCUUACGUUUCUAUAAACACAAGAACACGUAUUGUGCUAACACUCGCGCAUCAAUUGUUCGGGAAGGAUCCAAUUUUCGCGCAGGAAAUAUUUACAGAAGUGGUAUCUAUUUACGGGAUUCAAACCGCUUAUCCAUUGAUCAUAGCUUGCGACGAGACUUUCGUUUAUAAAAUGAUCGUGGAGAAGGAAUUCGUGUUGCCUGUUAAAAUUGUUACAAAGAUCUUCUAUAGAAAUCCGGAUUUGGUAGUUCGUUUUCUCAAAUUAUUGAAACCUCGUGAACUAAACGAGACUGAGCGCACUCCAUUCGCAAUCGGCAUCGAUGAAUACAAAUCUUUCCUCCCUAAAUUAAUAAAGAAACGACUGGAGGCUUUCGUGGAACUGUGUGAGAUUCACGAGACUCCGGAUAUUAUUUUGAGCAAUACGUGCGCCGAAAUAUUUCUGAAGAAAGCUCAGCAACACCUGAUACAAAAGCCACUUGUAUAUAUCCGCAUGUUACCAUUCAAAAAAAUUAAUGAGGAUUUAAUGGAAAGAAUAUUUCCUGGUUUACUGCCCGCGGAAAUGUCUUCUUUUAAUACAGAUAAUAUGCUUGAUUACUUGAAACAUUAUCCACGUGAUAAACAAUACGAUCUGCUCCGUAAGUCAUACAAGGAUAAAUAUGAUGCCGAUUUUCUCAACGAGACAAAAAAUGUCACGCCUGCCUUAUUACAAUUAUUACCUACCGAGGAACGGAUCAAACAGGCUAGAAUUAAAAUCGAGAAGCAGAACUUAGAGGAGGAUCAUUAUAAAGAUAUGAUGGAAUACAAAACAGUUUGGAUUUGUUAUUUACCUGUUAACGAAGUUAUACCAAUUAUCAAAGAAAAAUUAAAUAAAACUAAAGAUGAAACAGAUAGAAUUGGUCUCCUUUCGCAAAUGAUUUAUGCUUGUAAUGUUAAUAAAGAUGAUGACGCGUUGUUCGAUACCUUGACAUAUUUUUUAAAAAGACAUAAAAACGAAAAUUCUUGGGUAUUCCAACAAAUAUUCAAUCAACUUUUACGAAUAUACGAUUUACCUUAUUUAAAUGAAAAGCAGAUUUCUGUUAUACUAGACAUCGUUCGAUUGUUUUAUGUAAAAAAUGAAUUCGUGCCGGAAGAAAUGCUCUUGGCUAUAAUACAUUUUAAACUUAUACACAAUAUGCCAAUCGAGGAGUUGAUCGAUAUAUUUCUAAAGAACAAUCGAUGGUACAUAAAUUUUAAUGUACUCAAAGAAUAUCCACAGUAUGAGAGGCAAUGUCUCGUAACUUUCGCAAAUCAAAUUGAAAAGAAAUCUUUUCAAGAGGAUGAAAAACAAUAUAUUUUCUGCCAAUUUUUGAUAGCAAUAUAUGAUUUUAACAACAGGAGUAAAAAAUCGUGCAUUAAAAUAGAAGAAAUGACAGUUAGGGAUUAUCCUUGGUUAAUGGAUUUUAUUCACGAAGUAAUACGUGUAAAAGAUUCUUGGAACGUGAGAAAUAUAUUACAGAAGAAUGAACCAGAACUGUACUGCAGUUUGUUUUCUUCAAACAUCGCGAAUGUAACAUCAGGCGCAGCACUCGCUCUAUUGAAACGAGAUUUACAAAACAUACUUGACAAUUGGGAAAAAUAUUUGGAAGAUUGCAUGAAGAACUACCAUUCAAAACAUGUACAACACUUCGUCAAGGCCACGCGAUGGUACAAAGAUUUACCCAUUAAAUUUGCUGAACGUUGCAUGAAGUAUGUGUACGAUAAAAGUACAGAUGAAAUAUCAUCUAGUCUAGUUAUCUUGGCUCUUUUACUUCACGGUGAUGAGUUGACAAAACUAAUCGAUCCUCUCACACCCACAGAAACAGCGAUAAAUAUCGAUCAUCCAAAUGCCAAAGAUAACUAUAAAAUCAUACAAAAUUUACCAUUGAGCAUGAGACUUUCCAAUCCACCAAUAUCUCUGGAUCUCGUAGUUAGAUUGUGUGUAGGAGAUUACUUGUCAAUAGCUUUGAUGACACUAACAAACGUAAGUAGGCGAACUUCUUCGCCUAAAGUUAUAUCAGUCGCACAAAAGUUGAUGAGUAUGCGUGUAAGUACACGUAAACACGGAGUUAGGCUGAUGUACUUAAUAGCUACUAUGCAUGAGCUUAUAGACUUUCUCCAGAAAACAUGGGCAAUCGAGAAUCAUCAUUCAGUACGACAAGUUUUAUUCGAGACAUUCCAGAAAUGUUUUCUCACAAAACCAAGUCCCGAAACUUGGUCCCUAUAUUGUCAAACUAUGUCGACGUUGAGUCUCAAUGACGAAGCAUUGCUUUUGGAUAUAAAGCUGUUUCCCGAGAUCCCCAAUGAAUACGUCGUAAGAUAUCUCGAUCUAUGGCUCAAAACGAUAGACGAUUUUCAAAGAAUGGGACUGAAUGAUCAGAAAACAAACAAAUACAUUGUCAAUUUCUUAGCGACGCUUACUGUAUCUAUUUUCAAUCUUUUAUCUGAAGAAUUUGCUGAAAAUAUACUUCGAAGAUUUUUAUUCCAUAUGGAUAAUAAUGUAUCCUGGGCAGCAAGACAUUUUACAAUAUCGUAUAUUUUAUUAGAGGAUAAGGAUAAAUAUGCAGCACGCAUCAAAGUAUUCGCCGAUGUCUUCCGUAACGCAGUGAUAACUUAUUGGAAUGUGCCCCAUCCUAAAAAAAUAUACUUUUAUCCAAUCAACAAAGCCGUGCGUUUAUUCAUAGAUGAUUUCAUUAGUAGCUACAUUAAUAAAUUCUGCUUUAAUAAAUCUAUUAAUCCGGAAAUUAUCGAUAACAUGCAAAUGAUAUUUUUAUCUGUCUUAUCACCUAGACAGGACGCGAAGUCUUAUUUAUUGUUGAUAUACGCCAAGAAGUUGCAAGAAUGCACAACCAAUAACUCCUUUGGUCUGAAACUCGGUCAGCAGUUGCAUGAAUUAACCGAUAUUUUCUCAUCGCUAUUAGUCUUGUUUAUGGCUGAGAUUCUCGAGUACUUCCUAAGCAAAGUAUAUAAACGUUCCAAUUUGGAAGAAGUCAAGCUUAGUGUCAUAGAAGGCCUCAUUGAAGCUGGUAAUACGGAUUCCUGUUUUAUGGCUGUAACAAUGUUACCAUCGACGAUCCAAACGAAACACGUAGCAAGAUACAAUCAAAUCAUUGAAAAGUUACGAGAAAUGCAUGAGGAGCUUGCUACCAUGACCGUUUUAUGCAAUCAUUUAAAUGAAACGGACUUGGAAAUAACUUAAACGAAUCGA
Acromyrmex echinatior (Panamanian leafcutter ant) is the source of this 3534-nucleotide messenger RNA. RefSeq lists its product as uncharacterized. The record is from RefSeq and is a predicted model, not a curated record. Lineage: Eukaryota; Metazoa; Arthropoda; Insecta; Hymenoptera; Formicidae.